Coniophora puteana RWD-64-598 SS2 is the source of this 2126-nucleotide messenger RNA. RefSeq names its product ARM repeat-containing protein. The record is from RefSeq and is a predicted model, not a curated record. Bases 5 to 2053 code for a protein of 682 amino acids. The transcript has a single exon. NCBI's taxonomy places the organism in Eukaryota, Fungi, Basidiomycota, Agaricomycetes, Boletales, Coniophoraceae.
CGACAUGGCUGCCCCUGAAGGUGCUCUGCCCAAAACCUUCUCCGUGUCCGCAGACAAGCCGCUUGCUCUCCCAGACGAGCUGUCCUACAUAAUAUCAGCUUUCCAGCCUUCCGAGCCCCAUACCUCUCGAUCUAAAGCCAUCCUCGUUCUCUCUGCCUUCUGCCAAGGCGUCCGCUCAUCUUUCAGCGGAGGUCAGAAGCCAGUCUCAGACAAUGCUCCAACCGAAUCCUUGGGCAAAGUUUUCCUCCCGUUACUCUCUGCCAAGCUCGCAGACACCACGAAGGAGGGCUACGUUGUUACAGCAUCGUUUCUAUCAUCACUCUUCCAGGUCGAUUGGCAAUCAGCUGCAUAUAUCUUCCAACAGGAUGGAGUCAUUGACUACAUCACAGAUGCCAUAGACAUCUUUCCCUCUCAAGACGCGUGCCUCGAGACCUCGAGACUCUUAAGUCAAGCUGCUGGUCAUAAAACUUGUCGUUCACUCAUUACAGAAGAUCUCGUACAAUGGCUCGAAACCUCAUGCCGUUCUUCUAACCCCGAUCUCCGCGCCUCCAGCGCGAUUGCUGUUGUCAAGUUAUCUCGCGGCCAGUCCUCUGACUCCACCGAGGCAACAGGUCAGGCUGAGGCUCAUCUCACUACAUCAAACGAUGGCGAUCUCACCAACCUCUUCACAAAACUCAUCAUUAGCGAGGAAAAGGAUCUCUCCUCUAUCUCCGAUGCUGUGGAGGGCUUGGCAUAUCUCAGUUCCAAUUCAUCUGUUAAAGAGCACAUUUCAAAAGACCGGAACUUUCUCACCAAGCUCUUUUCCCUUGUUUCCAAGCGCAAGGAAUCACCACCUUCCCAACUGUCUAGCUUGAUCUUCGGGAUCGUUACUAUUGCUCAUAACCUAAGCACUUAUCGGCCACGAUUAAGUCAAGAAGAUGCUCAGAUAGACAAACUACGUCGAAUGGCGAAAGCUGGGAACAAGAAAGGGGCAGCGGAGGAGUCAGAUCCUCUUGACGACGACGUGCAUGUAAAGACUAGAGCACGUACCUUGGCUGCUACAGGAGUGCUUGACGUCCUAGCACUUGCAUCGCGCCUAAACAGUCAAGGUAUCAGAGCGACCACAGGACGGACCUAUCUGAACAUCGCAGAGGACACUGAGAAUCGAGGUCGGAUGCUGCAAAGCGGCGCAUCCAAAAGUUUGAUGAACCUUGUUAAACCCUCAGCAGAUUCCAAGGCAGAGACAUUGGAUCCUCUCGACCUCUUCGCCGUCCAGGCAUUGGCUAAGCUAUCUAUAACUGCUUCCCCAGUUCAAGUAUAUGGCCCUAACAUCGGAACGGUAUUUGAUGCCAUUCGACCCCUCGCGCAAAUGCUUCUGCACGAUUCAGCAACUUUACUUCAGCGUUUCGAGUCCCUCAUGGCAUUAACCAACAUCUCAUCCUGUUCUCCUGAAUGUGCCAUGCGGGUUGGAAGCUUCAAAGAUCUCCUUAACAAAGUAGAGUUACUUCUGUUAGAGGAUCACACACUAGUUCGGCGAGCAUCAAUGGAACUGAUAUGCAACCUCAUUGCAGGCUCUGAUGAGGUGUUUGAACGAUAUGGAGGUUCUGAAGACCUGAAGGCGGGGCGAUCCAAGCUCCAGGUCGUUGUCGCCAUGGCAGAUGUAGAGGAUCUCCAAACAAGGCUGGCUGCAUCUGGCGCUCUGGCAAUACUAUCGGACUCGCCGAGCGCAUGUCGGUCAUUGUUCGACCUUCAGGUCGAACGUCAUCGCUUGUUCUCCAUCCUCGGCCAACUCAUUGCCCCUGAUACGGAUGCAGAGGACAACUCGAGCUUAGCAGAUCCUGGACUGAUACAUCGGGGUGUCGUAUGCUUCCGCAACCUCUUCCUUAACCCACAAGAAUCCUUACCCCCCGAUGCUGUGUUGAAAGAAGCCGAGGAAGCAGACACCACUCAAACAUUGAUACGCUUGUUGAAGGGUGAAUUUGGAUCCGUGGAUGCGGCUGUGGCUAAGCCUGCAAUGGAGGCGCUAAAUUACCUUAUAGAAGUAAAGAAAAAGGUACCCAAGAACGACAACUAACGGUCUCGAAGCCCAUAAUAUUGGUCGUUGAUUACUUUGUGUAGCUUACUUAUUGUUGAGCUUAUGAUCCGUG